CCUCCCUCAACAUGCGUGCUUCCCGCUUCGUGAUCCCAUCCACACAACCUGUCCGUUUUAGAAGACAGUUCAGACCAGCUUGGAUACCUUCACUUGGGACUGGUUAUGAUAGUUGUUGUGUAUAUUCCACCACCACUUCUUCCUCCAUUUCUUCUGAUUCUGGCUCUGAAUCGGGCCCUAGCUCUGGUUUUAGCUCCCGCCGCUUCCGUCGUCGUUAUCUCUACCCUCUCGCAUUUCUCCCGGCCGGUUUUCUUCUUGUUCCCACGCUCUCAGCUGAGACCGAACCAUUUCCUGGUGCUGGCUCCUCUUCCCUUCAAAUCGCAUCUACAGCCCAGCUUCUUCGAACAUGGCUAGUUUACUCGCUCAUUUCCUUCCCAGGCGUCGUCGACUACUCUCCAAAGAUAUUAUCCAUCCUUAUUAAUUCUCCUUUGCGCCUGCCCACAGAAUGGUUCGUCCGGAACACUUUCUUCGAGCAAUUUGUUCCAGGUGAGACUGUGGAAGACUGCAUUUCGUCUUUGAAAGCCCUGCGCACUAGGGGGAUAGGGGCAAUGUUAAACUACUCUGCUGAAGUUGAUGAAUCUCGGUUACAAGACGAUAAUACUUAUGGAAAGGAGGCAAGGCGCCAGAGAGAAAGGAAGCACAGGCUAGAGCAAGUCAUGAUGGCAUUGGAAAAGAGUGGAGAAUAUGAAAGAAGUCUGCCUGUCGAACAAAGAGGUGCCACCGGCUUCGCUCUCAAGGUUACCGGUAUCGUUGACCCCAAUGUCCUUGAGCGGGCCUCUUACACUUUGCUUCGUCUACGAUCCCUGGCCGAAUCCAGCUCCACUAACGCCCCAAACACCCCUCUUUUUGUACCUUACCCAUGUACCCCCGAAUCUCUCGACUGUCAAGUCCUUGCUCGUACACAAGACCUCAAUUUCGGCGAUCCAAGAGAACUGUUCGCUUUGAAGGAUAAAUGGGAUGAUAUCGGAGUAUUGGAGACUGAUCCAGGGUUGAAAGAAGAUGAUCUAGAAGUACUUAGCGACCUUUGGUACAAUUUAAGGAAGAUUGGGGAAAAAGCUAAAGAGAACGACGUUGUGCUCAUCAUUGAUGCCGAGCACACAUGGUACCAGCCAGCCUUGGAUGGCUACACUCUCCUCUUGUCUGAAGUAUUCAAUAAGCCUCCAAAGUCAAAGAGUGAGAAGUGGAAUGGCCCUCUUAUCUACGGGACCUACCAGUCAUACCUACGUCGUCAACCAACCCACCUCAUGCACGCAAUCCAACAUGCAGAGGCCAACGGUUUACGCUCUCGGUCUCAAACUCGUCCGUGGUGCCUAUCACCUCCAAGAACGCAAGAAAUGGCUUGAUGAAGAUCGCCUGGGUGCGGACCCCAUCUGGCCCAACAAGCCUGUCACCGAUGUCUCUUACGACGGUUCCAUCUCCACCAUCCUCACCACCCUCUCUGAUCAACUCAAAUCUUUUCACCCCGAACGAGCGCUAAGCGUCAUUUUCGGUACUCACAACCCCGAAUCUUGUGAUAUCAUCUGUGAGAAUCUGCUUAAAAACGGCUUGGCUGAAAAGGGAUCCAGUGGGUUGAUGAGAUUGAAGAAGGACGUGAGAGGUAGAGUCAGGAUAGCGCAGCUGUACGGCAUGAAGGACGACCUUACAGAUCGCAACGCUGCUAGAUUCGUUAACGACGGUCAGCCCGUCGCUUUCAAGUACAUCGCCUAUGGCAAGCUCGAGGAAGUCAUGCCUUUCCUCGGUAGGAGGGCAUUUGAAAACAAGAGCUUGAUGAGCGGAGAGCAAGGCGCCGCUGGUGAAAGGAAAAGGGUUACUCAGGAGUUGUGGAGAAGGUAUUUAGGGCGAUCUUCUUCUAUCGUCCCCGCUUGCGCAGCUUAAGUUGGACCAAGAAUACUUUGGUCAUAUUAUCUCUUGGUUGUCUUCAGGUGUUGAAGUAUAAACGUAUGAAAG
Molecule: messenger RNA, 1947 nt
Organism: Cryptococcus deneoformans JEC21
Lineage: Eukaryota; Fungi; Basidiomycota; Tremellomycetes; Tremellales; Cryptococcaceae
Exons: 4
Coding region: 12-1343 (443 amino acids)
Cellular component (GO): mitochondrion
Molecular function (GO): FAD binding; proline dehydrogenase activity
Source: RefSeq, a predicted model, not a curated record